Cercopithifilaria johnstoni is the source of this 420-nucleotide messenger RNA. The record is from the annotation of a GenBank genome assembly. NCBI's taxonomy places the organism in Eukaryota, Metazoa, Nematoda, Chromadorea, Rhabditida, Onchocercidae.
AUGAAAUCUACUCCAAUAUUUGCAAUUAUUAUUGCCAUAUCAAUACCAAUAAUUGUUACGGCAAAAAUGAGAAGUGUUGGAGUAAGAGGAACUGUUAUUUGUGAUGGAACACCGAUAAGUAAUGGAGAGGUUGAACUCUAUGACGAAAGAAAUGCUGCAAGAGCAGACGCAUUACUUGCGAAGACAAAAACGGAUGCGAAUGGACGAUUUACAAUUAAAGGAAACUCGAAAAGGAGUAGGUUCGAUCCACACUUCACUAUCAGUCACAAAUGUCGUGCAAAGUUAUGCACACGUAAAAUGCUCCUCCGUGUUCCUGAGAAAUAUACUACAUCCGGUCCAAAUCCAAGCGAGAUAUAUGAUAUUGGUGUUAUUGAUGCGAAAAUAAAAUUUCCCACUGAAACAAAAACGUGUCCGAUCUGA